GCCGGCGCCCAGGCCGGCCAGCCCGUUCGGCCGUGCGCCCAGGCCGCCGCCCCCUUGCGCCCAAGCUCCUCCUCUCGGGUAACCAUCAACGCAUAGGAGUAAAAGACUCUCGCGAGGGAGGCUGCGCGCGGGCGACGCUCAUUAUUUCUCUCUCUCUUGCACGCUCCCUCCCCCCUCUCCCGAUCAGCGCUCGAGCAGUGGCGCGACCUCCCAUCUGCAAGCAGCAGCAGGGCGUGCCGGGAUCUUUUCCCCGUUCCAUUUCUCCCAUCGGCCAGCUACAACUCGUCCUUACAUCCUCCGUCAUCAUCGGUCGCCAAUGUUCUCUUCUGGAUCUGGCUAAUAACAGUUUUUUUUGUUCCCAAAAGUUUGGGGGUUUCAACUGAAUUCACAUGUCCCACAUUAGAUACGCCCCUGGCGCCUGAAGCCCUGAUCCCUGAAUGGCCAGUGUGGGAUGCUUGCAAGAUUUACCAUGAGUGCUCUCAACACUGGAUUGCUGAAAGGCUUGAGGAGGGUCUUAGAACAGCAAAGAAAACCAAUUGAUUUUUGCAGAAAAUCACAAGCUUGGAGUUCUACUGUUUCCUUUUCUGAUCUUGAUGAGAAGAAUGACAUAGGAGAUGAUGGUGAUUAUACAGAUUCAAGGCGAGAAUUAGAACCUCAAAGCGUAGACCCCAAGAAGGGCUGGGGAUUCCGUGGUGUUCACAGGGCUAUAAUAUGUGGUAAAGUUGGACAAGUGCCUGUGCAGAAAAUUUUAAGGAAUGGUCGUACAGUGACUGUUUUUACCAUUGGAACUGGUGGCAUGUUUGACCAGAGGUUAGCAGGGGAUGAUACUCUGCCAAAGCCAGCUCAGUGGCAUCGGAUAGCUGUUCAUAAUGACCAGCUAGGUGCUUUUGCUGUUCAGAAGUUGGUGAAGAAUUCUGCAGUAUAUGUUGAGGGUGAUAUUGAAACUAGAGUCUACAAUGACAACAUUAAUGAUCAAGUGAAAAAUAUACCAGAGAUUUGUCUUCGACGUGAUGGUAAGAUUCGGUUGAUUAAAUCUGGUGAGAGUGCUGCUAGUAUAUCAUUAGAUGAGCUAAGAGAGGGCUUGUUCUAGUUACUUUGAAGGAUCUCAGCACAAGCAGGCCAGCGGUACAGGCUCAGAAGAGAAAAGGGGAUGCGUGCGGCUUCAACGAUGAUGCAGAAAACGGCGAUGCUGCUUCGCCGAAGCGUUAAAUUUGCUGUCGCAGGCAUGUGAACCUUGUCCUGGCUGUCCUUCCAGUCGUAUUUUCAUUAUCAACAUCUUUUAGUAUAAUCUUGAUUAACAACUUAGCGCCCAAAUUCACUAUGGUGUAUGUGGUGAGCAUAUUGCAUCGGUAGCCGCACUUCUUAUCACGACAACACGGUGAUGCAAUGAUAAAUUAUCGUCGAUUUUGUACACGGCUUAGAGCCAGACUGCUACUGUUGUCGCAACUCGCAAAUGCAGCGUUUUUUUUUUUCUGUCGGGUCGUGAGAUUGCUGAAUCUCCACAUGUUACAAGUCUUUCAGAUCCGUUGAUCGUAACAUGAUGGGUCAACAGCAGCAUAGCCCAUGCAUUGCAGCGAGCCAUUUUCCUUUUCUAGUUACUUGAUCCUUUUUGUUUAAUGUUAAAAAUUUAAAUUUUAUCUUAUGUUUAGCGAAAAGAUGUAGCAUGAU
Messenger RNA from Oryza brachyantha (malo sina), 1668 nucleotides. Its product is annotated as single-stranded DNA-binding protein, mitochondrial-like. Gene Ontology annotation, biological process: positive regulation of helicase activity; mitochondrial DNA replication. Gene Ontology annotation, cellular component: mitochondrial nucleoid. The record is from RefSeq and is a predicted model, not a curated record. NCBI's taxonomy places the organism in Eukaryota, Viridiplantae, Streptophyta, Magnoliopsida, Poales, Poaceae. The transcript is spliced from 10 exons. Gene Ontology annotation, molecular function: single-stranded DNA binding. The coding region runs from base 452 to 1090 and encodes 212 amino acids.